AUGUCAACAACAGAGGUGGCUUGCGAUACGAAGACUGUGUCCUUGCCUUUAUCAGUUGUAUCGAUAGCGAGGCUCAGCUCGGCGCGGCCGCCAUGCACACACACGCGACUGGUCCAAGUCCGCUUCGCCUUGACAAUUCUUGCAUUGGAGUUCAUUAAAGCAAGAUAUAAAUACCAGUCUCUCAAGGUCAUCAAAAAAAAAUAUGCAGACUUUGGUUAUAAUCUGUCAAGAACGUGUGAAUUCCUUGAGUCUGCUAAACGUUCAAGAUCAACUAAAAGAAGUGAGAAAAUUCUAGGAAUAUCAGAGACUGAGAAUCUACCUCUCCUUCAAGAGGUGUGUUUUAUAAACCACAAGAAAGAAAUUAAGGCUCACUUGGACGGUAUUGCUGAAUCAAAAAAACUUGCUUAUGAAAAGGCGGAAGCCAGGGGUGAGCUCGUAGAGUGUGGCUGUUGCUUCAGUUCCGUCAUUUUCGAGGACUGUGGAACUUGCAACGAGGGUGAUCUCUUCUGUAAAUCGUGCAUCCUUAAGAGUACAGAGGUGAGGAUCGGAGACGGCCACACAACGUUCCCCUGCCUUUCGGACUGUGGCUCUCAUUUCUCACUCAAUUUGCUUCAGAACCUGCUUGAGACACGUGCAUUCUCCAAGCUCCUCCAACGUAUCCAGCUGGAUGAGGUGAGGGCUGCGGAGAUUGAAGGUUUGGAGAUGUGUCCAUUCUGCGAGUUUGCCACCAUUCCCCCUCCCGAAACCAAUAUCUUCACCUGUCUUAACCCCGAGUGUCUCAGAGAAUCAUGCAGGAAGUGCCACAAAGACAGUCACAUUCCACUACGCUGUAAUGAGGUUGAGGAUGAUGAGCAGACUCGGGCUCGCAAAUAUAUCGAGGAUGAGAUGACAAAGGCUUUGGUCAGGGAGUGUUACAAGUGUAAGAAGAGCUUCAUCAAGUCCGACGGCUGCAACAAGAUGACCUGCUCAUGCGGUGCUAAGAUGUGCUACUUCUGUCGGAAGCCUUUGACUAAGGACUACAAACACUUGCCCGGACAGCAUAUCGAUUGUCCAGGGUACUCUACAGACAAGUCUCUACAUGUAGAUCCUGUGAAGGCUGCUGCAGAGAAGGCCUUGCAGGACGUUGCUGUCAAUAAUCCAGAAUUGAAAUUGCUUCAUGAUCCAUCAAAAAUUCUCCCUGACGCCAGUGAUAGUAUGAUCGAGGGUGUACAUUUUUAUCAGAAUUUGAAUCCUGCUGUGGUUUUGAAUCCUGAUAUGGUUUUGAAUCCUGGUGUGGUUAUGGCCGGUAUGCGCAGGAUGCACGAGGCAUCACUGGCACUGCCAGUGCAUGUUAAUCAAGUAGAACCCAUUCGUUCGAUGCGCCUACAAGAGGUGCAUAGACGUACAGUCAACUCACCUAGACAGUUUCAAGUGAGGCCGGUCCAAUGGUUCAAUCACAUUGUUCAGCUCAAUCCCAGUGAUCGGGACAGGGCUGAAUUUGUACAUCUCUUUGCAAAUCCACAACCUAGAGUUCCUGAAGACAUUCCUGAACCAAAUGUUGGCAAUCCGCCAAACCAAUAGCUGUGGUCCAGAUAUCGAAGAUUCCUGGAACCAUCACGGAUUCUUAUUAUUUCCUAUUUUCAUUCCAAUUAAUUAUUGAUACUUUUUAUUAAAAUGUAUGUUUUUUAUGUCAGCUAAUCUUAUAGUGUUUACUGAAUUUUGCCGUAGCGUGGAUAUAAUCUUUGUACUUCUAUGACAACUGUUUUACGUUGUAACCAAUGAUAUAUUGUGUCACAGACAUCUCAUGUAUUUUGUUAUGAUUUGUGUUGCUCACAUAAACUGUCAUUGUCAAACAUAUAUGUGGCAACAGCUCCAUUUAUUUUUAUUUGUAAUGUGUAAUUCGAUUUGAUAAAGACCCAAAAAAAAACAGGUAAAUAACAGUGUGCCUUUUUACCAGAUGGAGUGCUGUUGUUUUGUAAUAUUGGAUUAUAUAUUCUUAUAAUGAUCUCUCUUAUCCCACCUUUACCAUUACAUUGAAAACACCAUCUACUUGGUCAUUUCAAUAAAAAGUUGUUCAUGUUAUAUUAGACCUACCAGUAUUUCUAUAUAUCAUGUAACUUAUAAAGAAUGUUAAUUUGUUUAUUUUCAGAUCUGUUACACAUAUCCAGUUUUGUUGUAUUUAAACCUAUGUUUAGAUGCAUUUCAUUUAAAUAUUGUUUUACUUGAAUGAUAUAAUUCAUUAAAUUUAGUUUUUACUUAUUGUGAUCAAGAGUGUAGGUAAAGUUAAACAAUUUUUAUUGUUAUCUGUAUUGUAAGUUAGUUAGUAAUGUGCAAUUCUAGGUGCUUAAUUCCAUUGUUUUGGUACAGUAAAAAAUGUAAUGGCCUGAGAACUUGUCAUGCGAAGAAAAAAAAAUAUUUUAAGUGAAAAAAGACAAUUUUUGUGAUGUAUCAUGUUAUUAAUACAAAAUUGGAAGUAAACACCAUUAUCGUUUUAGAGAAAUUAGACUUAGAUGUGUCACUAAUUUCUGAUAUGUGUCUAUAUUGUUUUUAUCUAUGUUAUUUUCUACCCUAUGAAUUUACUUACAGUCCAGCAAUUUAUCAAUAAAAUACUUUACCCUAUUCAUUUAUUAUCCAUCAGCUUAGUCGUUACAAUAAAAAAUAGUUCAUGUUAUACUUGACCAACCAGUAUUUCCAUAUUUCAUGUAAUUAUAAAGAUCAUGUUAAUUUUUUUAUUUUCAGAUCUGUUGGGUGUAUCCAGU
Molecule: messenger RNA, 2738 nt
Organism: Homalodisca vitripennis (glassy-winged sharpshooter)
Lineage: Eukaryota; Metazoa; Arthropoda; Insecta; Hemiptera; Cicadellidae
Product: E3 ubiquitin-protein ligase RNF216-like
Exons: 13
Coding region: 1-1560 (519 amino acids)
Source: RefSeq, a predicted model, not a curated record